Messenger RNA from Clunio marinus, 180 nucleotides. The record is from the annotation of a GenBank genome assembly. NCBI's taxonomy places the organism in Eukaryota, Metazoa, Arthropoda, Insecta, Diptera, Chironomidae.
AUGGAUGAAAUUCCCAAGAGACUUGAAGAAGCAAGAAAGACUCUCGUUAUUUCUAAGAAGUUGGUCAUAAAAAGUUUUUGGCACAUCUCAGGUCAAUUAAACUCUAGGCAAGAAUUUGGUGCCUCAAAGUUAACGCCAAAGGAUAAUUUAGAACAACGUCAAACUAAAACAUUAUCAUAA